AUGGCUACGCUCCGGAUUCGCUUUGCACCAUUCCAAAACAAGCACUUGUCCCGACAUGAAAUCCAAGAAACUGGCCCGGGGUCACAAAGUAAGCGGGCUCGUAGUCAUCUGGGCUGUCGAGAGUGCAAGCGACGCCGUGUCAAAUGCGACGAGACGUUCCCCGUAUGCCUGCGGUGCCAGGGCCGUGGGUCGAUAUGUCUCUCAAACGCACCCCAACAGCAAUGGCAGGUCGAAGUUCCAUGGCUGAAGCAAACGCAGAACUGCAGAUCAUCGCUGUUCACCUCCUUAGCUGAUUCCUCAAUCAAUACUCUGCCUUAUAUUGAUCCCAGACUACUUCUCAUGUGGCUCGAUAAGACCAGCCAUAUCAUGGGCCCUAAUACGGCUGAAAAUCCCCUCUCAUAUCCUAUUUUCCAAUACAUCCACCAGUCGCCAGCCUUAGUCCACAUCAUUCAAAGUCUUAGUGCAGGGCACGAGCAUUUCUUCGAGGCGUCGAAGAUCCACCUCAGCCUGGAGCAGCGUUCCCUGGCUAUGCUGUCACUAGCCAAGCAGAUAGAGACAGGCGAAACCCCCAGCACACUACAAUUUCUGACAUGUUGGUUACUGGGGAUAUCGGCCACCUUUAUUGACAAUGACGUGUUCGACAUUGGCAAAGAGCACCUCUUCGCGGCUCGGUCGAUGGUUGACUCGAUCGUAGCACAUCCCGCAUCCGCUCCCACCCCAUUGGAAAAGUACAUCAUCGGCGUGUAUGUCUAUUGGGAUCUGACCUGCUGUACACUUCUCGAUACAGAAGAGCAGCUUCCAUUCAUUCAAUCGACCGUGGCCAUACAACAUUAUAUCUCACAGGUCAGCGUUGAGUCACAUCCUAUUGUCGGGGGCCAUAUCCAGCUAUUCUUACUCCUUGCCAACCUCGGCCGCCAUUGUAAGGCGGUCACGGAAACUGGCUGUAAUAAUCCGAUCCUGGAAGCCUCAUUUGAAAGCUCGCUGAAGAACUGGCCAAUAUCAGACGUUGACACAAUGUGGGAAAAAACUGUAGGCGCUUUUGUCAAACAUGGGCUUGUCAUACUCUACCGUUUAUGCGGCUAUCCCAGUAAUACCGGUCCACCCGAUGGGCAUGCCCCGGAUGCAGAGGAAGAACCAGAAGUAUCCCACCUUUGCAUUGCUGGAAUAGCAAUCGAGGCUGUCAGAACCCUUCUAGAAAUUCCGGUUACGUCUACAUUCAUCUGCUUACAGCCUAUUCCACUGCUAAGUGCCGGCUCUGAACUCUCGAAAGAUGAAUCGGAUCUCCGGCGUCAAGUCGUAGUGCGGUUGGAGGCCAUAUAUUCGUCUAACCGGUUACCUUGCAGUCUCUGGACUAUCCAGCUUUUAACAGAACUUUGGGAGCUACAUGACGCUGGACUAAAUCUCUCCUGGCUGGAUUUGAUGAAUAUGAAAAACUGGAGACUAAGGGUUGGAUAA
Messenger RNA from Clonostachys solani, 1455 nucleotides. Lineage: Eukaryota; Fungi; Ascomycota; Sordariomycetes; Hypocreales; Bionectriaceae. The record is from the annotation of a GenBank genome assembly.